Messenger RNA from Pteronotus mesoamericanus, 1650 nucleotides. It is a transcript of the gene SCN1B, whose product is annotated as sodium voltage-gated channel beta subunit 1. Bases 321 to 977 code for a protein of 218 amino acids. The record is from RefSeq and is a predicted model, not a curated record. The transcript is spliced from 6 exons. Gene Ontology annotation, biological process: regulation of sodium ion transmembrane transporter activity; cardiac muscle cell action potential involved in contraction; sodium ion transport. Gene Ontology annotation, cellular component: voltage-gated sodium channel complex. Gene Ontology annotation, molecular function: sodium channel inhibitor activity; transmembrane transporter binding. NCBI's taxonomy places the organism in Eukaryota, Metazoa, Chordata, Mammalia, Chiroptera, Mormoopidae.
CGAAGCGCCCGAACCUAAGGGGGUCUGGGUCGGGGCACCUGGUGGAUGAGCCCGGCUGCGCGCGCCAGCGCAGCAGCCCGAGCAGCGGCCGCCGCCCCCGCGGCGGGGAUGCCCGGACGCCGGGCCCCGGGGCUGGGCCCCCGGCGGUAACCCGAGCGGGGGGGCCGCGCCCCCCCUCCUCCCCCCUCGGUAGUCCCAGAGCCGCAGCUGCUGCGCCCGCGCGCUCCCGGGGACAUUAUAACCGCCGCCGGGUCCCGCCGUCUCUCGCUCGGCUAUUAAUACCUGCGGCCAGGGAGAGGGGUGCAGCGCGCAGCGCAGUCAUGGGGACACUGCUGGCCUUCGUGGUCGGCACGGCGCUGGUGUCCUCAGCCUGGGCGGGCUGUGUGGAGGUGGACUCCGAGACAGAGGCCGUGUAUGGGAAAACCUUCAAAAUUCUGUGCAUCUCCUGCAAGCGCCGCAGCGAGACCACUGCCGAGACCUUCACGGAGUGGACCUUCCGCCAGAAGGGCACUGAGGAGUUUGUCAAGAUCCUGCGCUAUGAGAACGAGAUGCUGCAGCUGGAGGACGAUGAGCGCUUUGAGGGCCGUGUGGUGUGGAAUGGCAGCCGGGGCACCAAGGACCUGCAGGACAUGUCCAUCUUCAUCACGAAUGUCACCUACAACCACUCAGGCGACUAUGAGUGCCACGUCUACCGCCUGCUCUUCUUCGACAACUAUGAGCACAACACUACCAUUGUCAAAAAGAUCCACGUGGAGGUGGUGGACAAAGCCAACAGAGACAUGGCGUCCAUCGUGUCUGAGAUCAUGAUGUAUGUGCUCAUCGUGGUGUUGACCAUAUGGCUUGUGGCAGAGAUGGUUUAUUGUUACAAGAAGAUCGCUGCUGCCACGGAGGCUGCUGCUCAAGAAAAUGCCUCGGAAUACCUGGCCAUCACCUCAGAAAGUAAAGAGAACUGUACGGGUGUCCAGGUGGCUGAAUAGCCCCGGCCCUGGGCUUCGCCUCAAGGAAGAGCCAGCCCUAAUUGGGAACAUCCGGGCACAGCCUACCCCUAAUGGGGGUUGGCCAUUCCUGGGCCUCCACAGCCUCAGAGUCCUGCCAGCGGAGCCUCCAGGGUGGGAGGGGGCAGGGGGCUUGGCUCACACCCCUAAUCCAGCCUUCUUCCUCCUGCCCACUCGCCCACUCUCGCCAUGCAUGAUGGGUAAAGCAAUACUGCCACUGCCCCCACCCUUGCUUCUGCUGCCUGUUUGGGGGGGGCGGUGAGGUGGGGGCAGCAGCUCCGCACCCCUUCUUCUUGCUGAUUUGCACACUUUGGCCGCUCAGACACGCACUACAAGGCCCAGCUUCUCCCUGCCCAGCAGGGUCGUGACAGGCCGGAACAGUUCAGGGCAGGGGGUUUUGGGACCCACUUAAACCCUCACCGACAUUUCUGCUCCUGCUUCCUCUGGCUGGACCUGGGGUCCCUCUCCUGUGAUGCACUCUUGCCCGGCCCAACUCCACCCUCUCUCACCAGCCUUGGAUUGUGGCCACUUAGAAAGGGGCCCAGUCAGCCUCGUCUCUUUACACAGGUAGUUUCGUUCAUGAAAUAAAGAUUCUUGAACUUGAUUCAUAGUCUCUCUCAUGAGCCCAGUUACCCUCUACACCCCACCCCCAAAU